Tarenaya hassleriana is the source of this 1411-nucleotide messenger RNA. Its product is annotated as GDP-mannose transporter GONST5-like. Lineage: Eukaryota; Viridiplantae; Streptophyta; Magnoliopsida; Brassicales; Cleomaceae. Gene Ontology annotation, cellular component: Golgi apparatus. The transcript is spliced from 6 exons. The record is from RefSeq and is a predicted model, not a curated record. Bases 188 to 1201 code for a protein of 337 amino acids. Gene Ontology annotation, molecular function: antiporter activity.
AAGGAAGAACAAAAAAAAAACACUCCCGGGAAAAAGACGAACAAAAGAAGCGGUAGGAAUUCUGGAAGCAUAAUUUCCAUGGAAAUGAGAGAGAUGGAGAGAGAAAAGGAGAGGCUUCGGAACUCUAUGUUGAUGGGUUGUCCUUGAUCUCUUAGUGUGACUUGAAACAGUGAAAAUCGAGGGAGAAAUGGAGGAGGGUCGGGUGUUGCGGUGGAGUGUGUUCAGAUCCCUUCUCGCGAUUCUCCAAUGGUGGGCUUUCAAUGUCACUGUCAUCAUCGUCAACAAAUGGAUCUUUCAGAAAUUGGAUUUCAAGUUUCCUUUAACAGUAUCAUGUGUUCAUUUCAUAUGCUCAUCGAUCGGAGCAUACUUAGUGAUCAAGGUACUGAAGAUGAAACCACUGAUCUUAGUUGAACCAGAAGAUCGAUGGAGGAGGAUAUUUCCCAUGUCCUUCGUCUUUUGUAUCAACAUUGUGCUGGGAAAUGUAAGCCUGCGUUACAUUCCCGUCUCCUUCAUGCAGACUAUCAAAUCGUUCACUCCAGCAACCACUGUUGUGUUGCAGUGGCUUGUCUGGAGGAAAAGUUUUGACUGGCGAAUUUGGGCCUCUCUAGUCCCGAUCGUCGGAGGAAUUCUGCUUACAUCUUUGACUGAGCUUAGCUUCAACAUGUUUGGAUUUUGUGCUGCCUUGUUUGGAUGUUUGGCCACUUCUACAAAGACUAUCCUUGCAGAGUCUUUGCUUCAUGGAUACAAGUUUGACAGCAUAAACACGGUUUACUAUAUGGCGCCAUUUGCGACCAUGAUCUUGGGAAUACCUGCGUUACUACUUGAAGGAAAUGGGCUUAUGGAUUGGUUUCAGAUUCACCCGGCUCCCUGGUCACCUCUCGCCAUAAUUUUCAGCUCCGGUGUUCUUGCUUUCUGCCUCAACUUCUCUAUCUUCUAUGUUAUUCACUCCACAACUGCAGUCACCUUCAAUGUUGCUGGGAACUUGAAGGUUGCAGUGGCUGUUCUUGUUUCAUGGUCGAUAUUCAAGAACCCGAUUUCAGCGUUGAACGCAUUCGGCUGUGCAAUCACACUGGUAGGAUGUACAUUCUACGGGUACGUACGGCAUAUGCUUUCCCAGCAACAACAGCCAUCGACUCCAAGAAACCCGGUGGAAAUGCUCCCUCUUGUAAAUGCUAAAACAGAGGACAGAGUGACUGAUUAGAGAUUCUACACUUCAAGAUCAUAGGAGAGAUUCUGGUGAGUUGUUACAUGUUAGAGUGUUUAUUUGCUUUCCGUUGAGUCGACUCAAACCCUACCUAAUUCCAGUAAACUUAGAACUAGUUUGGUUAUAGAGAUUUCCAUUGUUACAUUCAUCAUACCAUCCACAUAUAUUUAUGUAUAUAUGUAUAUAGCUGAUGGUUUUUUGUCUCAA